Anopheles marshallii is the source of this 558-nucleotide messenger RNA. RefSeq lists its product as uncharacterized. Lineage: Eukaryota; Metazoa; Arthropoda; Insecta; Diptera; Culicidae. The coding region runs from base 1 to 558 and encodes 185 amino acids. The transcript is spliced from 3 exons. The record is from RefSeq and is a predicted model, not a curated record.
AUGACGAGAGGAAUAAGAAUCCCAUUGAUUCUGUUCUGUUGCUUACUAUUGGCUGCAUACACUGACUCUAAGCUUAUUAUACACAUGAAGAAAGUAGAAAUAGUAAACAAUCCCAAGUAUGCCAAUGCGACUGCGAAUAUCCGACACUAUGGCCCAUCGCUGAGGAGUUACGUGGCAGAUUUUCGCCUCGAAACGUUGCAAACGUUUUUCAUUGGAAUGGUUACUACCAUCUACUAUGUUCCCAAUAUGGCUGGCAGGUAUGACAAAGCGUUCUACAAUCGGACGAUUAAUUUCUGCACAUAUCUACGGCAACCAUUAACCGAUCGUAUACUGAAGUUGGUAUAUGAGAAAUUGAACCAACGAGGAAAUCUGCCGAAGCGUUGCCCAAUAUUGGCCGGAACAUAUUCGUUCAACACAAGCUUUGAUAGCUUCAAUUUGCCCGGGUUCCUGCCGGAGAGUAGUUUCCGGUUUGAUCUUAAUUUUCACCGUGGUCCACCAUCGAACGAACUCAUCUUUCAUGGUUAUUGGUACGGAGAGCUACGAAGAGUGUCCUCCUAA